AUGAACUCCUCUGGCUCAAUUGGUGUCAAAUGUUCCUCCAGGUAUGCACAGUGUCCCACAUUGUCACUGCUGAUUGCAGGUUUAUUUGACAUGCCGCUUGGAAUGGAAUCAGGGAUUAGUGCUGCUGCUCGCCAUACCAAUGGCCAAGGACCAUUUGCCCAACCCGCCAACACUGGGACUUGUGGCAGACCACUUUAUCCCGAGCCCUGCUUGCCUCCAAUGGGCCACAUUACCCACUACGACAGCCAUUGGGUCCCUGGACUGAUCCUCUGGCGGACUGGAAUUGGUUGCUGUCACCAACUACAGGCCUCUUCCACCGGCUUGGGGCAACCUGGAAAACAUUUUUCUCCUGAGGGUUCCUCCGUCACGUCACGUCGCUUUGCACCAUUGCCUUCACAUUCCUCCAGUCCAUGGUGGACUGCCCCUCUCCCCACUGAUGUUCUUUGUGCUAUGGUCCGUCCCAUUACUGGGUCUGACAGCGUUCUUCUCACAGGUGCUGGUUGUUUCUCAGAAACGGUCCCUAACACCAGCCCAUCCAUCCUUCAAGCUUGGCAAACGGCUGCAGAGCUUUACACGGACUACUAUGGGUGGGUUCCAGACAAGAUCGAGAUUCACGGCGACGAAGCUAUCUUAGUUGCUGCCCUGUUGAAAGGUCGCCUUUGCGUGAUCAGUGAUGGAUCCUUCAAGGAUGAGUUGGGGACCGCGGCGGUUCAACUCCUGGUGAAGCAUGGAGGGUCAGACCGGAUCACCAUCCGGUAUCAGACCCCGGGUUUGCCCCAGGAUCAGAGCCCAUACCGCAGUGAACUCAUCGGUCUGAUGGCCGGUAUCAUGGCAAUUGAUUGGCUCCUCCAGCAAUGGGCUCCAAAUCUGUUGACAUGUCCCAGGGUGCGGAUUGCUUGUGACGGUCUCUCUGCCACUGAGAUGGCUUUCGAAAGAUUGCCCACUUUCUCCUACUUGUCAUCCAUUUGGGAAGCUAUCCUCCGGUCCUCUGUCAAUUGGUCGUCCCAGCCCGUGUAUGGCCAUCUCGACAAGUCUAAUCUAUUUGACAAAUUGUCUUGGUUGGAGAAAAGGAAUCUUGAAGUCGAUGGAAAAUCAUCUCAUAGCCCCCAAUCCUCGAUCCUUCACUGA
Molecule: messenger RNA, 1128 nt
Organism: Cylindrotheca closterium
Lineage: Eukaryota; Bacillariophyta; Bacillariophyceae; Bacillariales; Bacillariaceae
Source: the annotation of a GenBank genome assembly